GCGGCCGCCCCAGAGCCCGUGUGCCCACCGCCCCUCGCCACCGCCGGCAUGAGGAGCCUCCGGGCGGACGCUGACCCCUCCGAGGAGCCCAAGUCCGGCAAGGCCAAGUCCGAGUACCGAAACUACACGGAGGGGAAGCUGCUGGACCGUGUCUACAACACCUACCUGCUGAUGCACACCCACCAGACCGUCGACUUCGUCCGGAAGAAGAGCGCCGAGUACGGGACCUGCUCCCUGCGCAAGAUGAGCGCCAUGGAGGCACUGGAACUGCUGGACCAGCUGGUGGACGAGUCCGACCCGGACGUGGACUUCCCCAACUCCUACCAUGCCUACCAAACCGCCGAGGGCAUCCGCCGGGCCCACCCUGACAAAGACUGGUUCCACCUCGUGGGGUUGCUGCACGACCUGGGGAAGGUCCUGGCACUUUUCGGGGAGCCCCAGUGGGCUGUGGUGGGGGACACCUUCCCGGUGGGCUGCAAGGUGCAGAGGUCCGUGGUCUUCGGGGACUCCACCUUCCACGACAACCCCGACACCAGAGACCCCCUGUACAGCACCGAGUAUGGGAUGUACCAGCCUCACUGCGGCCUGGAGAACGUCCUCAUGUCCUGGGGACACGAUGAGUACAUGUACCGAGUCAUGAAGUUCAACAACUUCGCCCUGCCCAAGGAGGCUUUCUACAUGGUCCGCUUCCACUCCUUCUACCCCUGGCACGCACACGGGGACUACCUGCACCUCUGCACCGAGGAGGACCUCCGCAUGCUGCCCUGGGUCAGGGAGCUCAACAAGUUCGACCUCUACACCAAGCAGGAGGAGCUGCCCGACGUGCAGCAGCUCCAGGGCUACUACCAGUCCCUGAUCGACAAGUACUGCCCCGGGCAGCUCUGCUGGUGAGCGGGGACCCCCACCCACCACCGGUGCAGCACCCAGCACCCCACGCUCGACCCCAGCCCCACGGCACAGUCCCUGGGGGAGCAGCCGGCUUGUCGUGGGGAGCACCGGGACUAUACAAUAAACCCGCUUGUCACGCA
Aquila chrysaetos chrysaetos is the source of this 1028-nucleotide messenger RNA. RefSeq names its product myo-inositol oxygenase (gene MIOX). Gene Ontology annotation, cellular component: cytoplasm. The transcript is spliced from 10 exons. Gene Ontology annotation, molecular function: iron ion binding; inositol oxygenase activity. The record is from RefSeq and is a predicted model, not a curated record. NCBI's taxonomy places the organism in Eukaryota, Metazoa, Chordata, Aves, Accipitriformes, Accipitridae. The coding region runs from base 49 to 891 and encodes 280 amino acids. Gene Ontology annotation, biological process: inositol catabolic process.